This is a messenger RNA of Panicum virgatum (switchgrass), 1490 nucleotides long. Its product is annotated as KH domain-containing protein At5g56140-like. The record is from RefSeq and is a predicted model, not a curated record. Gene Ontology annotation, biological process: regulation of mRNA splicing, via spliceosome. Bases 181 to 1041 code for a protein of 286 amino acids. Gene Ontology annotation, molecular function: mRNA binding. The transcript has 7 exons. Gene Ontology annotation, cellular component: nucleus. Lineage: Eukaryota; Viridiplantae; Streptophyta; Magnoliopsida; Poales; Poaceae.
GCCCUCCUCCCCACGCCCUCCCGCUCCCCCCCUCUCCUCCCCUCCCUCCCAGCCGCCGCCGCCGCCUGCCAGGCCAGCUCAAGCCGGCGUGCGCCCCGACGCCUCGACAGUCCCGCGCCGCGCCGCCGAGAUCUCGUCGAGGGAGGCAAGGCAGCGGCGGCGGCAGCUGCAGCAGGAGAGAUGUCGUCGGGGCGGUACAUGGCCUACUCGCCCUCCCCGUCCACCACCCCGCACUCCCCACGCAUCGGCGGACUCCGGUCUCCCUCCGCCGCCGUCGCCGAGCAGGAGAAGUACCUUGCUGAAUUGCUCGCGGAGAGGCACAAGCUUGGCCCCUUCAUCCCAGUGAUCCCGCAUAGUGUACGGCUGCUAAAUCAAGAAAUUUUACGUGUUUCCACACUAUUGGAGAAUGCGUCCCUUUUAAAUCAAAGUGGCCUUGAACAUGGUAGUCCACUAACAACGGGAGGAUUAUAUUCAAAUGGAGCAGCUACUGACAUGAACGGGUGGACAUCAGCGUUUCAAUCAGAAAGUUCACCAGCUUAUAGCUGGCUUGGAGGUUCCCAAGGCAGCUCCUCUGGACUGAUUGUCAAGAAAACAAUGAAGGUUGAUAUACCUGUAGACAAAUAUCCAACAUACAAUUUUGUUGGUCGCAUCCUUGGUCCUAGAGGAAAUUCCUUGAAGCGAGUGGAGGCAAAUACAGACUGCCGCGUGCUAAUAAGGGGCCGGGGCAGCAUUAAAGAUCCAGCUCGGGAGGAGAUGAUGCGAGGGAAACCAGGAUAUGAACAUCUGAAUGAACCCCUUCAUAUAUUGGUUGAGGCAGAGCUGCCUGUGGAAAUUAUUGAUGCACGCCUGAUGCAAGCCCGUGAGAUCCUUGAAGAUCUGCUGAAGCCUGUGGAUGAAUCCCAGGACUUCUUCAAGAAGCAACAGCUGCGGGAGCUUGCGAUGCUCAAUGGCACCCUCCGCGAAGAAGGAAUGCAGAGGUCCGGUUCGGCUUCCCCUUUCCACAACAGCCUUGGAAUGAAGAGAGCCAAGACGAGGGGUUAAAGGUGCAAAUAUCAUGAAGGGGUAACCAAAUCAUCUGUUCCGAGACCAAUCCUGAGUACGAAUAUGGGGUUGCCUUGCUGGCUAUCGGCCCAAUACGUCUCGCGCCACCAGCAUCGGGCGGCCCGUACCUGAUAAAUACAUAUAUCUGGAGUUGUAUUUCCUGCUACCGGGGAGCUUUGGUUAUGGCGACAUAGGGUGUUGAUGCGCUAUUCAUUGGGUUGUGCAGGGUUUUGUAGCGAUGUGGUUUGUGUACUGCUCAUUUGGAGCUGUGAACUGGUGAAUGGAGCUCUGAAAAGCUCUGACCGUGCUUGUAUUUAUUUGUCUUUCGAAGACUGAUUUAAGGAUGCUGUUUGGGAUUGAUGUGACGCUGUAACCCGUGUGCACUCAGUGCGAGAUAAGCAUGUUGACGUUGGCUUGUGAAAUUUGUUCAGAAUUCUUAUUUGUUACUA